AUGCCAGUCCCAACGAGAGUCCUGGGUCGUAAUGGCCCCCUAGUCUGUGCCGUCGGUUUUGGUGCUAUGAGUAUUGGUGGCGCUUAUGGACAAAAGGAUACUGAAGAAGACAAGAUCGCUCUCCUCGACCAUGCACACGCCAUCGGCGAGACUUUUUGGGACACCGCGGACAUCUACUUUGAUAGCGAAGAAAUCAUUGGCAAAUGGUUCAAACGCUCUGGGAAACGGAAGGACAUCUUCCUCGCAACAAAAUUCGGAUUGGGCUUCGAUUGGGAGAUGAAGCAACAAUUUGAAAGAUCCGACCCUGAAUAUGUCAGAUCGGCCUGCGAAAAGAGCCUGAAAACUCUAGGAGUGGAAACUAUUGACCUCUACUACUGUCAUCGAGUCGACGGCAAGACCCCGAUUGAAAAGACUGUCGAGGCGAUGGUAGAAUUGAAGAAUGAGGGUAAGAUUCGAUACCUAGGUCUUUCGGAAGUCUCAUCUUCGACUCUUCGGCGAGCUUGCGCUGUGCACCAAAUUGCGGCUCUCCAAGUCGAAUAUAAUCCAUUUGUGCUUGAUAUCGAGUCCGACAGGACAAACCUUCUGAAGACCUGCCGCGAGCUCGGGGUUGCUGUCGUUGCCUAUUCUCCGGUCGGACGAGGAUUUCUAACCGGCCAAAUCAAAUCCCUCGAGGAUCUCCCAGAGAACGAUUUCCGCCGCGUCACUCCAAAAUACUCUCCAGAAAAUUUCAAAAAGAUCAUGGAUCUGGUAGCAAAGUUCGAAUCUAUUGCGAAAAGCCAUGGUGCAACUUCAGCACAGGUUAGCAUAGCAUGGUUAAUGGCACAGGGAGAAGAUAUCAUUCCCAUCCCCGGCACCAGAACCAUCAAGUACUUGGAAGAAAACACAGCUGCUGCAAAUCUUAAGCUGACUCCUGAAGAAGUCAAAGCACUCAGAGAGGCAGUUGACAAGACGGAGACUCCAGGUGAUCGGUAUCCAGCCAUGAUGAUGAGACCAAUCAUGGGCGAGACGCCUCCAUUGUAG
Rhinocladiella mackenziei CBS 650.93 is the source of this 1020-nucleotide messenger RNA. RefSeq lists its product as uncharacterized. Bases 1 to 1020 code for a protein of 339 amino acids. The transcript has 3 exons. Lineage: Eukaryota; Fungi; Ascomycota; Eurotiomycetes; Chaetothyriales; Herpotrichiellaceae. The record is from RefSeq and is a predicted model, not a curated record. Gene Ontology annotation, cellular component: cytoplasm.